Molecule: messenger RNA, 1181 nt
Organism: Bombina bombina (fire-bellied toad)
Lineage: Eukaryota; Metazoa; Chordata; Amphibia; Anura; Bombinatoridae
Product: olfactory receptor 1019-like
Exons: 3
Coding region: 78-1181 (367 amino acids)
Biological process (GO): G protein-coupled receptor signaling pathway
Cellular component (GO): membrane
Molecular function (GO): G protein-coupled receptor activity; olfactory receptor activity
Source: RefSeq, a predicted model, not a curated record
CUUCACAUCUGACAACAUCAACAUCUGACAACAUCAAUAGAACGUACCUUCACUGGGGUAAGAAGACUAUUUGCUAGAUGGGAUUAGACAUUAAGCCAAAUGCCACACAAUUUACAAUUAAAGGUUUUUCGGACCUGUUGGAACUCCAAGUCCCUUUAUUUAUUCUGUUGCUUCUUAUCUACCUUGUGAUUAUCUUUGGCAACAUGACAAUUUUUACAACAAUAUCCCAGGACCCUCAGCUUCAUACCCCCAUGUAUGUAUUUGUAAUGAACCUUUCUUUGAUUGAUAUCUCUUAUACUUCUACCAUUCUGCCAAAUCUUUUAAACAUGCUCAUAACCCAUCGUAAAACAAUAUCACUUACUGGGUGCCUUACACAAAUGUAUUUUUUUCUGUGCAUGGCAUGUUCUGAAGCCUUUCUACUUGCAGCCAUGGCGUAUGAUCGCUAUGUGGCUAUCUGUCACCCACUACACUAUGUUUAUCUUAUGAGUUUAAGACGCUGUGCUCAGUUUAUAGCUGCUGUUUGGACAAUAGGUUUUGUGGACACUGUGGGAUAUCCAAUCCUUGUCGCCAAAAUGUCAUUUUGUGAUUCCAAGCUUAUCGAACAUAUUUUCUGUGAUGUUGUACCAUUGCUGAAGCUAUCUUGCAGUGAUACAUUUAAUGUGGAGCUUCUGACUUAUUUGGAAGGGUCAUUUAUAGUAUUUAGCUUAUUUCUGUUUACUUUAAUUUCAUAUUUUUUUAUAAUAUCAACCAUUUUAAAAAUCCGCUCUGCAGAGGGACGCCAUAAAGCAUUUUCUACAUGCGCCUCUCAUCUAACUUGUGUGGUUAUAUAUUAUGGAACAAUAAUGUGUCUGUACAUGAGACCAACUUCAAAUUAUUCUCCAGAUCGUGACAAAUUCUUUUCUCUCCUGUAUAUUUUACUUGUUCCUAUGUUAAAUCCUGUUAUUUAUAGCCUUAAAAAUCAAGAUGUCAAAAAUGGUCUGAAUAAACUUAAAAACCGAAACACCAUUGAUCUGUUUGCCAGCUUGGGUCCCCACAGCUCUACAGCCACUACAACUGGAAAUAAUUCAAGUAGUUCUAGGUUCCUUUUCAGACCUGAGGCUACCCAUGGGAAGGCCACGAAGCUGCACUCCAUUCACCUUCAAGAUAUGCCCAGUAUCCAAAGCCACCUGCCACAUCUGUGA